AUGUUGACCUUGUAAGUCAGGCACUGAGGGAGGAAGAACAUUGGGAAAUGCCUUGCCACCAAAAUCUGCCUUCCUCCUUUCCUCCCUCCCAUUCACUCCAGAAAUCCUCUAUUGUGGGAUAACCAAAAUCACAAAAAUGAGUGCAAGGUCUCACCUACAUGGGAUCUUGUCCAUGUUUGUUACGGUGCAUCCUCAUGAGACCUCCGCUCUGCUCCAUUCCUCCUCCUGCUUCUUCUUCAUUUUGAGUGCCUACUUUGUGGUUCUUCCGCUACGCGAUGAAGGGGCAAUUUCUUUGGGGUUAUCGAAGCUCCCGGGGCUUUUCGUGGGAUCUCUGGCGCUCACUUUGGUGGCAGCGCCUGUUUCCACGCUAAUUUUCUCGUUGCCCAAUCUCUCGAAAGCUAAGGCUUUGGUUUUGAUACACAGGUUUUUUAGUGUGUCUCUUGUGGUAUUCUUUGUUCUGUGGCAUUCUUCCUCAGCUGGACAUUCAUCAUCCAAAUGGAAGGGUUCGGAUUUUGUAUCCUCGACUUUAAAAGAGGACUCAGAGGUUGAUGUGAGUCAACCUGGUGCUGAACAUUCAGUGAGUUGGGAUGUCCAUGGAUGGUUUUAUGUCUUAGUGAGAAUUGGCUUGUUUCUUUGGGUUUCUCUUCUUAAUCUUAUUACCAUAUCUUCGACUUGGGCUAGAAUAAUAGAUGUGAUGGACAGUGAGUCAGGCUUGAGAUUGUUUGGGUUCAUUGGUGCUGGUGCUACCCUUGGCCAACUUUUUGGGUCAUUGUUUGCCACAGGAAUGGCUUGGUUGGGACCAUUUUUGCUCCUAUUUGCUGCUCUUUUGAUGGAACUUGCUGCACAGUCAUCAAAAGGGAUCAUUCAACACAUAUCUCAUACCAGUGAAGAAAUGUCUCUCAUCAGAAAAGCUGAUCCAGAUCAACAGAAUGAAGCUGAUGGGCAGGCUGCACCUGUUAAAAAAGGAUCUUCUCCUAAAUCACCUACUUCUUUGAUGAACCCUCAGAUUUGGGCCAUGUUAGAUGGACUUCGACUUAUAUUGUCCUCGACUUAUUUGCUAUAUGUGUCUUUGUUCUUGUGGCUGAGUGCAGUUGUAUCAUCAUUCUUUUAUUUUCAGAAAGUGACUGUAAUUGCCAUGACUGUUUCAACCCCUGUUGAGAGAAGAAAGUUGUUUGCCCAGAUCAAUAGCUUUAUUGCUGUUUUUAUCCUUGCUGGACAACUUACCUUAACGGGACGCAUCCUUACAAUUGCCGGGGUUACUACAGCCAUUUGUUCUACUCCAUUUGUUUCCUUUACAAAUUUGGUUGCUAUUGCUGUAUGGCCAACUUGGUUUGCUGUUGCUAUCUCUGAAACUGUCCGGAAGGUGGUUACUUAUGUUGUAACAAGACCUGGAAGAGAACUCCUGUUUACUGUUGUCUCACAGGAUGAGAAAUACAAAGCUAAGGUAUGCAUAGAUGUAAUUGUUCAAAGGCUUGGAGAUGCUACAGCUGCUGGAAUGUACAAGCUGCUAUUCAGCACCCUUAAUGGGAGAACAUCAACCGUCUCUCUAUAUGCCCUGCCUGUCUGUCUAUUGUGGAUAGUGACAGCAUUCCAUUUAGGAUACCGGCAAGCACAACUUGCGAAGCUCCAGACCGUCUCCACCACCUGAAAUAUUCCUAGUGAUGAUAUCUUGUACAUCUGUUGUAGAUUAUAAACCCUAUAAAAAUCACAUCUUUCCCAAAGAUUCUAUAGAGGUCUGUCUUGUUUUGAUAGGUGUCUUUUAUUUUGGUUCCUAUGAUCGUUUUUUCUGUGGAAGGAAAAUCAUGUGGACACUCCAUGUAUAUGCUUGGCUGAGCAGGAACCUUGUUAGAAACUAUGUUUAAUUCAAAUAGGUGCCACUAAAUGACUAAUUCACUGAAUUUGUUCAGACAAUUUCAGGUUCAAUUCUCAA
Messenger RNA from Vitis riparia (riverbank grape), 1930 nucleotides. RefSeq lists its product as uncharacterized. The coding region runs from base 137 to 1648 and encodes 503 amino acids. The record is from RefSeq and is a predicted model, not a curated record. The transcript has 13 exons. NCBI's taxonomy places the organism in Eukaryota, Viridiplantae, Streptophyta, Magnoliopsida, Vitales, Vitaceae.